Aspergillus homomorphus CBS 101889 is the source of this 1077-nucleotide messenger RNA. Its product is annotated as S66 peptidase family protein. Lineage: Eukaryota; Fungi; Ascomycota; Eurotiomycetes; Eurotiales; Aspergillaceae. The transcript has a single exon. Bases 1 to 1077 code for a protein of 358 amino acids. The record is from RefSeq and is a predicted model, not a curated record.
AUGUCCACCAGUCUCACACCCAUUCUCCCACCCCCCCUCCAACCCGGCGAAACCAUCGCCCUAGUCUCCCCCUCCUUCCGCUACAAUGACAUCCUCCCCCUCCCGCUGAACCGCGGCAAAGCCUUCCUCGAAUCCCUCGGGUUUCAAGUCCAGAUUAUCUACACCCCAUUCCCACAGAAGAUCAGCAUCGCCGAGUCAAUCCGCAUUCGCACGGCCGAGCUACACGCCGCCUUCCGCGACGACACGAUCCGCGCGAUCAUCUGCACGCUCGGCGGACAACACGCCAACGAGCUCCUCAACGCGCUGGACUACGAGCUCAUCCGCGCGCACCCUAAGAUCUUCGUCGGCUACAGCGACACCACCUUCCUGCACUACGCGCUGGAGUCGCGCGCCGGCCUGCGCACCUUCUACGGGCCGAGCGUGCUGACGGAUUUCGCCGACGUGGGCGGCCCGCUGCCCUUCACCGUCGAGCAUUUCCUGCAUGUGCUGACCAACCCAGGCAAAGUGGUGGGCCCGCUGCCCCGGUCGCAGCGGUGCGCCGUCGAGCAUAAUCCGUUUCAGUUUGGCGAGAAUGCGUCGAUGGAGGUGCGUGAGAUGGGCGUCUCGCCGCCGUGGCGAUGGGUGCGGCGCGGUCGUGCGGAGGGGAGGCUGUAUGGCGGUACGGUGCAUAUCGUUGAGCGGCUGCAGGGGACGGUGUAUGCACCGGACUCGUGGGCUGGGAGGGUCUUGUUGCUUGAGUCGGCGAUGGGCGGCGAUAGUCUCCAUUUGCCGUAUGCGCUUAGUCGGUUUCGUGGGAAUCUGGUGGAUUUGGCGCUGUCGGGGGUGUUGGGGCAAAUUAGUGGGUUGGUCAUUGGGAGGGGAUAUAAGUAUGAUGCUGGCAUGCAGGAUGAGCUGGCUAAGGUUAUUGAGGAGGUGCUGGAUGUGGUGGUCGGACGCAAGGAUGAGGUGCCGGUGCUGAUGAAUGUGGAUGUUGGCCAUACGAGUCCAUUCUUGACAUUGCCGUUUGGGGCGAGGGUGAGGCUGGACUCGGAGGCAGAUGAGUUUGUGGUGUUGGAGGCGGGAGUCAGUAAGGCUUAG